GGUUUCAGUAAGGGAGGGGGUGAGGGGGAUCCAUACCUAUAUAUACACAAGGCGUCCAGCUGCCAGAUGGGGGCUUUACUGUCUUUUGGAGGACUGCAGGAGCUCUUGCAAAACCUCAUUGGUCCAAACAUGGCUCAUGCAUGGGGAUACGCUGCGAAUAACGGACCAGACAAAUGGGUUGAUUCUUUCCCCAUCGCCAACGGACCGCGUCAGUCGCCCAUUGACAUCAUCCCGGGCCACGCGUCCUACGACGGCGGGCUGAAGCCGCUCAGCCUCAAGUACGACCCGUCCACCUGCCUGGACAUCCUCAACAAUGGCCAUUCCUUCCAGGUCACCUUCAUGGACGACACCGACAGCUCCAUCCUGACCGGCGGCCCCGUCUCGGGCGUGUACCGCCUCAAGCAGUUCCACUUCCACUGGGGGGCUUCUGACGACAGGGGCUCGGAGCACACGGUGGCCGGGAACAAGUACCCCGCUGAGCUUCAUCUGGUGCACUGGAACACCAAGUACGCCAGCUUCGGUGAAGCCGCCGGCCAGCCGGACGGGCUCGCCGUCGUGGGAGUCUUCCUGCAGAUUGGUGAUGAAAACGCCAGCCUGCAGAAGGUUCUGGACGCCUUCGGGGACAUCAAGACCAAAGGCAAGCAGACCACCUUCCCUGGCUUCGAUCCCGCCACCUUGCUCCCCCCUUGCCUGGACUACUGGACCUAUGACGGCUCCCUGACCACGCCCCCUUUACUGGAGAGCGUCACCUGGAUCGUCUGCAAGGACCCCAUCAGCGUCAGCUCGGCGCAGAUGGGCAGAUUCCGCAGCCUGCUUUUCACCGCCGAGGGCGAGGCCGAGUGCUGCAUGGUGGACAACUACCGUCCCCCGCAGCCGCUCAAAGGGCGCCAAGUGCGCGCUUUCUUCAAGUGAGCAUGUCCGUACCCUCCCUCACCCGCUCCCCCCUCCCCUCCUUAGCCCUGGAAUUACAGUGCGCACCAAAGGUCACGUAUCUCCACUUCCGUCCGACAUUCCCGGCACGGGAUUUUGAUUCCGGUUGAUUGAAAGCCACGCGGAGCGCCUGGCGGGGGUCUUUUUUUCCGAGGGUUUUCCCGGGAGCUCCCGGGACGCCAAACGUGGACCGGACGUUGGCCGCCGGCGUCGCACGGCCCGACCCCGCUGAUCGAUUUCUGGAUUCCCACACAUCCGCCGCCGCGGGACGCCAGGGCGGCCCCGCCCACGCGUCACCCUGUCUUGUGUUUUCAUUCCCUUUUCUGCAAAAAAUGAUGCAAAAGGUGUCAAAAGUGUGCCGCAAGGCUGAAAAGGCGCACGACCAAUCACAGCCAAGAAGACGAGACGCUGCCAAAUGACAAAACUCCACACUCAACGCAUGAGUUUGAAAUAAGCUCCUCCCACCGCUCUUCAUCCUCAACCGUCACGAAUAAAGAUUGUAAUUCACGGAAUUUUUAAGGAUGAAAAAUGCCGUAUUGUGCCAGUAGAUGUGUGUUAUCCUCUUUGGAAGUGGACACUUGACCAGUGGAAUAAAUCUAUUUUAACACUUAAA
Molecule: messenger RNA, 1543 nt
Organism: Dunckerocampus dactyliophorus (ringed pipefish)
Lineage: Eukaryota; Metazoa; Chordata; Actinopteri; Syngnathiformes; Syngnathidae
Product: carbonic anhydrase 1-like
Exons: 7
Coding region: 67-912 (281 amino acids)
Biological process (GO): carbon dioxide transport
Cellular component (GO): cytoplasm
Molecular function (GO): zinc ion binding; carbonate dehydratase activity
Source: RefSeq, a predicted model, not a curated record